AUGGUUGUUGUUGGACUUCACCCUGACUGUGAUAUGAAGGCACUCCAAAGGCAAUAUAUUGACAGAAAGUCUGAAGGUUCUGGAAAAUUGCGAAGUACACUUAGUUACCAGAAUCAAACUCGUGUAGAACCUAAUCUUGAACCUCAGAUCUUAUUUGUCUACCCUCCAGAAAAGCAGCUGCCGCUUAAGCACAAAGAUCUUCUAUCAUUUUGCUUCCCUGGUGGCCUGGAGGUUCAUGCUGUUGAGAGAACUCCUUCCAUGAGUGAGUUGAAUGAAAUUCUUCUUGGUCAGGUAUGCCUGGGGCAAUAUAAUAUCAAACUUUUAUUAUAGUUAAUAGGUAUUAAU
Molecule: messenger RNA, 345 nt
Organism: Tripterygium wilfordii
Lineage: Eukaryota; Viridiplantae; Streptophyta; Magnoliopsida; Celastrales; Celastraceae
Exons: 3
Coding region: 1-330 (109 amino acids)
Source: RefSeq, a predicted model, not a curated record